Messenger RNA from Aegilops tauschii subsp. strangulata, 885 nucleotides. RefSeq names its product histidine-containing phosphotransfer protein 2-like. NCBI's taxonomy places the organism in Eukaryota, Viridiplantae, Streptophyta, Magnoliopsida, Poales, Poaceae. Gene Ontology annotation, molecular function: histidine phosphotransfer kinase activity; protein histidine kinase binding. Gene Ontology annotation, cellular component: cytoplasm; nucleus. Gene Ontology annotation, biological process: cytokinin-activated signaling pathway; phosphorelay signal transduction system; phosphorylation. The record is from RefSeq and is a predicted model, not a curated record.
CUCCGCUCCUCAUCCCGUCCUCGUUCACUCCGCAGCCGAAUUCCCCCGUCUCCACCGCUCAGUCCCCCGGACCGGACCGCCGGACCUCUCCUCGCCUUGCCAUGGCAGCCGCAGCACUGAGGGCGCAGCUCAACGAUCAUAUCGCCAGCAUGUACACCGAUGGUGUGGUGGACGAGGACACGUUCGAGGAGCUGCGGGACGAGGGCACUGCCGCCGAGGUCUCCCGCCUCUUCAUCUACGACGCCUCCGAUAUCAUCGACGACAUCGACACCCUGAUGGAGGAGCCCGAAGUGGACUUUGACGAGGUGGAAGCCCUGACGCAGCAGCUCAUGCGGUGCACCUCCAGUGUUGGUGCACAGCAAGUGAACCUCGCCUGCAUGAACUUCGGCAAUUUCUAUGCCAUAAAAUACAUACAAGGGUGUCUCUUGUCAUUGGAUCUUGUUAGGAAUGAGUUCUAUAUUGUGCGGCAUGAGUUGGAGGUCAUGAUGCAGCUCGAAGAGCAGAUUGCGGCAUGUGGUCCUAACUCUUAAGUAGCGGCAAGUGAAGGGAAAAGAGCGUGACCCCAUGCAACCCCUUGCAUUAUGUGUUCCAUGUGUCUCCGAAGAUGUAGCGGUUUUCAAAGGGUGUCUAGCACUAAAGGGUGCGCGUAAAACUUAGAUGAAUAUUCUCGCGUCGGAACUUUGGGCUCGUAACGCUGUGAACGGGAACUGUUGUCGUGUGUUGAUGUCAGUGUGAAGUCCAUAUUCUAGUGUGUCGUGGAUGUGUGCCCCGCCUACGGGCUGUGUGUAAAAUCUCUACCUGCUUGUUUGGUCUUCUAGUGACUUUGUUUUGCUGUAUGUUCUGUUUGGUUUUCUCUAUAAGCAAGUCUUGUUGUUGGUUGCUGUA